Molecule: messenger RNA, 7615 nt
Organism: Ctenopharyngodon idella (grass carp)
Lineage: Eukaryota; Metazoa; Chordata; Actinopteri; Cypriniformes; Xenocyprididae
Gene: spg11
Product: SPG11 vesicle trafficking associated, spatacsin
Exons: 41
Coding region: 292-7446 (2384 amino acids)
Biological process (GO): synaptic vesicle transport; chemical synaptic transmission; axo-dendritic transport
Cellular component (GO): dendrite; synapse; cytoplasm
Source: RefSeq, a predicted model, not a curated record
AAAUGGAUGCUGUGUUCGAUUGGUUUUCCUGCUGUUCACGUGAUGAACAUGUGACGAUCAGCUGUGGUUUGUUUGGAUCAUGGAGGCUCAUAUUUUCACAUUAGAACAAACGCUUUCGUUUCUUUGCUGAGGAUUUUGUUUCUUCAUCUCGAUCGUCUCUUGGUUUGUGUUUCCUUCUCCUCCUUUGGGAUGAAGGAUGUCUUUUAUUCCUGCGCGCGCGCGUUUGUAUGUUCGUGGGCCUCAGCUGAUUGACUUCCUCAUCUGAUAGCGGUGGGUUUUGGCAGGUUCGGGAUGUUGAAGGUGUUGAGCAGGUCAGAUGCGCGCGCUCAGAGCGUGCUGGAGGUGGAUCUGCUGUCGGACACUGAUGUGUGUGGAGGUGUGGAGGACACAGCGGCGGUCAGACUGUGUAACGGCCCGUCAGUGCUGUGCUGUGUGAAUGCUGCAGGUGAAGUGAGGGUGAGAAACCUCUCUGAGAGCAGAAGAUCUCCUCACACACUCCAGCACACCUGCACUGAUUUUCUGUGGGAAGAUCUGUCGGAUCCUGGCGGACGGGACGUGAGCCCAAAGCUGCUGCUGCUGGACCCUCAGUGCGAUCUGAGACUGUAUGAGCUGGAUCCACAUGACCAGGUGCUGCUCGUGUGUGAGAGGCCUUCUGAUUGGCUGCUGCGCUGUGUCCAAGACAAACACCCCGACGUGUGUGAGCUGAGGACGGUGCGGCCGCUGUGCUUCACUGACGGACGCUGUGUGCUGCUGGUGAACACGUGUGUCCUGCUGCAGCUGCGCUGGACGGACGAGAGCUCACGUCUGGACACGCUGUCCUGCUGCCGGCUCGAGUCAGCGCUCCUGACGGAGGACGUCUGUGUGGAUCAGCGGCUCUGUCGGGGAACGCUGUUCCUUCUGCUCAGUACUGGACUCACAUACGUGUUUGACAGCACUGAUGGGAAGCUCAUGGCUACGGUGGACUUUCCCUCGUACUGCGGCACAGCAGAUGUUUCUCCAGCCGUCACGUCCUUCUGUCUGUUCCAGAUCUCACAGGAUCUCAGUACGGCAGUGACCGUCACCCGGCAGAACCAGGCCCUCGCCGUCGACCUCAACGACUACUUCCGGAUGUAUCCAGAUCACUUGUGUUGUCGCGCUCCCCCUAAUCAGCCAUUUCUCAGGCCCACUGAAUCAUGGGAUCAGGACAGCCUCGUAAGCUCCGCCCACAGCCUGACGGUACUGGACAAACCAUUUCAAACGGACAGGUCAUGGGAGGCACGUUUGUCCUUGCUGUACAGCCGAUCUAAAGGUCCGGACCGGCCGGGACGCAGGUCACCCUGGUACAGAGACUUCCCGCACGUCGAGUGCCGUCGGGCGGCCGCCACUGCCAAACUCUCCCAGCCCUCCGUGAAGCCAGGGGGCGCCGUGACGUCUUUUAACGUGCCGGAGGGAGCCACGGCAGCAGGGCUGAACGUAUCCGAGUUCUCCGCACUGGUUACGUUUGUUUCCCCUGCGAACGCAAACACGGUUCUGGCCUACUGGGAUCUGGAAGGUCAAAGCGUCACGUACCAGAGGUCAGACGCUCCUGCCGUACCCGUCCAGAGAUCUGCUGACGAACACCUGUGUCUGUUACUGAAGGCGUCGGGUCUGUCCGUGGUUCUGUUCAGUGUGACGCAGGAGGAACUGCUGAACAGGCUGAUGGUUUUUGGCACGGCUGGAACGGUCGAUUCGCUCUGCCAUCUGAACGCCUGGGGACGCUGUUCAAUACCCAUACAUGCCCUACAGGCUGGCCUCAAGAACCAUCAGCUGGAUACGGUCGAUUUCUUUCUGAAGAGUAAGGAGAACAUCCUGAGCCCCACGUCUGGGUUUGUUCUGCCCGAUCAAACACCGGCCGUCUCGACCCAGACACAGCUGAGGAAUGUUCAGGCUCUGUGUCCAGCGCUGGAUCUGCUGCGUUCUGCCAUACGGGACACACACACAGAAGCCCAAAGUCAACAGUUCUGUGAACAGCUGCUGAGCAUCACGCUAACCUUCCUCAACACGCAAACCAAAGUCCUCCUCACCAGCGCACACGAGCUGGACGUCAACCUGCAGGAGUGUGUGCAGAUCUUAGACGGCUACAUCUCUGAUCUGCGUGGAUUCAUGAAGAAGUUCCCCUGGACAGAUGGAGGUGAAACGCAGGUCUCCGUGUGUCCUCGCGCUCCAGCGCCCACCGUCGGCACUGACAAGGAGUGGCAGUCGCUGUCUGAUGAGGAUGUUGUGCAGCGCGCUGUAUUGAGCAGACAGAUCCCACACGCGCAGGCUUUUCUGCGCAGACGCGGCUCUGUCGGAUGCAGUCUGGAGGACAUCAGGAAGACGGGAUUGAGACUCGCCUUCACCUGUCUCACUCACAGAGACCUGACGCAGGCGAAAACACUGCUGACUAACAUGGGCUUUAAUGUGAAGGAACAGCUUCACAGCAUCUGCGUUUUCACUGCCGAUCGGGAUCUAAGGGCCUUCAUGGUGGAGGAGCUGCAGAAGCAGAAUUCCCUCUCUCGUGAAGAGUUUGAGCAGGUGGAGUUCAUUCAGACAAUCGAGAGCUUGUGUUCGACACCGGCGACGAGAUGCUCCUCCCGUCUGGACACCGGCAGGGUUCUGCAGAUGACCCGGUCUGAUCCCGACAGCAAAAGACUUCUGGAAGAGAUCCUGCAGGAACCAGAGGCGUCGUCUUCCGGGUCUGUACUGAAUCCCGUGCGUCUGGACUGGGUCAGAUACUGGGACAGAGAGACACAGAACGCCAUCCUUCUGUCCCGACUGCAGCCGUCCACUCAGGGUUCGUGGGAUGCUGCUGUUUUGUGGUCGUAUCUCACCUCACUGCACGAUUGUGUCCGGGUCACGGCAUGGGUCUGCGGUUCGGCCAAAGAGAGCGGCGCUGCCCCCUGCUGGCCGGCGCUCACACCGCACAUCAUCAACGGCAGCAGCCGCUGUGGAGAAUACCUGCGCGAUCGAGUCCUGGAUCUGCUCGCCCGACAGGGGCUGUUUGUGCAGGCGGAGAUGGAGGACUUUGAGCAGUUGCUGUGGAGACUGGGUCAAGCCGGAGGAGUGAUGCAGCAUGGGAAUGACCCUCCCGUCCCACAGUUUCAGGCGUCACAGGGUCAAGAGUUUCACCAGCGCUUCGUCCUCCACUGUCUGGAAAACAGCCUGCAGUACCUGCUCUACUGCUACCUGGAGCACUACAGGUUAACUCCUGAGAACUGCCCGGUUCUGACCGACAGGAACCUGUUUGAGAGUUUCCCCUGGUUCGAGAUGAUGCUGAAACUGCAGAAAAUCACCAGAGACCUUAAAGACCCCGAGCGUGUGUUCGAGGCCAGUCUGACGGCGGCUCAGGUUCUUCUGCCCGGCAGUCAGGCCAGCAUCAGCAGCAUGUUGCUGGAAGGUCACAGUCUGCUCGCCCUGUCCACCAUCAUGUUCAGACCGGGCGGCAUCGACCAGGCCGUGCGAGAGGGAGAGCGAGGUCAGGACCCGCUGAGCAGAGUGGACCCUCAGCUGCUGAGAAUGGCCCUGAGCGCUUAUCCCAAACUCAGAACGGCCCUGUUCCCUCAGAGCGGCCCCCGCGGGACCGCCGCCUGCGACACGUACCUCUACCACCUCAUGCAGUCUUUGCAUCCGUUGGAUCCCUCCAGACUGUUCGGAUGGCAGUCGGCCAACGCCGUGGGCAGCACUGAAACGUCCAGCGAGCUGCCCCAUUUCUCCAGCCCUCACCUGGUCAGUAAAUUCGCCGUCGUUGAGAAUCUGGACUUCCUGUAUUAUCUGCGCCACGGCCGGCCGGCGUUCGCCUUCGGGGUUUUUCUCACGCAGCAUUUUGUCAACUGCAGUAAUGUGAAGCUACAGUUGACUCUGGCUGCGGAUCAAGCGUACUCUCUCGGCCUGUUGAGCUUCAGCAGCGCGUGUGUGUCCGCGGCGUGCGUGUGUUUCUGUGAGCUCAUGGGAGUGUGUAGCCUCAAACUCAGGGUGGAUCUGCGAGCGCUGAACCUCAUCCUCAAACUCUGGACUCAGUCCUGCGAGGACGGAGCCGGAGCUUCACUCAGACAGACGCUCGUGGAAAAGGCGAGUAAGCUGGUGACGGCUGAGAAAGCGACGGCUCAGGAGCUGCUGGUUCAUCUGGAGGCGGCAGUCAGAGACGGUCUGGAGAAGAAAGGCAUCAGUCGCUCGUCGUUCGAGGCGGCGCAGGAGUGGGCACUUCCUGUCCAGUUCUGCCACCUCCACGCUCUUCCUCUAAGCCCCGCCUACCCACAGGACUGCGCUCGUGACGGACAGUGGCUCAACUUCCUGUUGUUUGUACAGCUGCACCGUUACCCACCCCAGCAGGUGAGAUCUCUGGCUUCCGGGUUCAGUCCAGCUUUGCAGUCCCACAUUUCCCUGGCGUUCCAAGAUCUUCAUCUGACAAACUCCCAUCAGACUGCGGAGGAUCAGGGGCGCAUGUUGAGCGCUCUUCCCCGAGACGAGAGCUCCGAACCCCCCAGAGAGCUGUUCCAGGUGCUGCUGCAGAGCCAGGAGAAGCCCAGUCCCUGGAGGUUCCUGCUGUCCGAAGCCGUCCGUCAGCGCUGUCCUCCUCUGUCCGUGCUGGCGGCCUGUCACCAGGGCCCAGAGCUGCUUCAGUGCCUCUGCGUGUGGAUCCUGACGUCUGUGGAUGAUGAUGUCACUCAGGAGGCCACCGCCCACAUCAACGAGAGCCCCGCCCAUCACGUGUGGAACCUCCAUGAUCUCUCCAUCUUGUGGAAGAUCCUCCUGUGCAGGAGAAAGAUCAGGCCUCUGAUUCGUGGCUUCCAGCUGUUUCAGAGGGAGUCGCCGCUCAUUUACAUGCUGAACAUGUAUGAAUUCUGCUCCGACUACAAAGACUAUCAGCGAGCCAAAGACAAGCUGCUGGAGUUCCAGAAGUGUCUGCUCAAUUUGCGGAGCAGCAGUGUGGUGUUGAGUUCAGACGUUCUGCCGGUCCAGUGGGUGGAGUCUCAGGCGUCGGUUCUGCUGCUGACGCUCCUGAAGCAGAGCAGAACUCAGUACGAGCUGCGGCGUCUGCUGCAGCUGCUGGUGGACAUGGAGCGGCUGCUCAAAUCCAACGGUCCUGACUUUAAGAAGCUGAGUCAGUUGAGUCAGGUGUUGGCCGACACUCCCGUGCCGCUGUCAGCGUGUCUGCUGGAGGAUUAUUCCAGCUCUGGCCUGCAGAGGGAGAGCAGGAGGAUGAUGGACGAGCUGCAGGAGCUCGGGCUCUUCACAGAGGCGCGGAGGGUUGCGCAGAUAGCCGAGCUGCCCAUCGACUGCCUGAUCAUAAACGAGCUCCGGCGAGAUCUGUGCACUCACAAGCUCAAGCGUCAGUGGGAGCGGCAGGAGACGCGGAUGGCCUUCUGGAGACGGUGUCACGAACAGCUCAAGACGGAUCAGGUCCAACCAGAGGCGGCCUGUCAGUUCUUCCUGUCUCAGGCUGAGGAGCCGAUACAGUCGGAUUCAGAGCUGGUUCAGCUUCAGGAACGCUGUCUCUUGCUGGGUCUGGCGGGUCACUGGUUGUCCCGCUGUGAGGCUCCUCUGCCCGUCCUGCGUCUCGGCCAGCUGGAGAAGCGGCAGUGGGAGUGUCGAAUCCAGCGAAUGGUUCUCCACACGGCUCUGGAGCGCCAGAGUUUGUUCGCGCCCUCUGCCCUCUCCGAAGACUCCUUCGAAAAUCUCCUCAAAGAGUUCUCCUUCUCCAAAAUGUCGGCUCUGAGCGACCCGGCGCAUUUGAGCCUAGACGGGCUCCUGGCGUCUGAAGACACAUGCGUGCUGUCGGAGGAUGAGCGCGCGGCGCUGGAUGUUCUGAUCGCACAGCUGCUGAAUGAGGGCAGCGUGAACGAAGCCAGCCGCGUGUGUCGGUACUUCGGCUCGUUUCACAGAGACCUGUGGCUGGUUCUGAGGUGCCGUGGUUUAGCGUGUGGCGAGCUGCAGCCUGAACUUCACAGUCCUGAUGGAGAAACUCGACGCAGUUUGCCAUCAUCGCCCAGCAUGAGCAGUCUGUCGUCAUUUGUGGUUUUGCCGUCACCUGACGAUCAGGUCCUGGUUCAGCUCAAACAGCUAGUGGAUCAGUGCUGCAACGGCAAGAGUUACUGUAAACAAGUGCUGAGCCUCUACGAGCUCUCGAAGGAGCUUCAGUGCUCGUACGCUGAGAUCUCGUCUGAGGAGCCCGAGGCGGUGCUGAGGAAGGUUCUGCUCUCGCAGCAGUCCGACCGCUAUAAGAAAGCGCAGGCGUUCAUCAGCGUUCAGGGCCUGCAGCCCGACACCGUCGCCCGGCUCAUCUCCACCGCUGUGAUGGAGGGUUUACUCGCCUCAUCUCAGGAGGGAGAAACCGGACAGCGGCUGAUGUUCGGCCCGGCGGACGGGAGAGAGGCGUUCCUGCAGCUGGCCAAACUGUGUGGAGAUCCCAACCUGGUGGGCGUCGAACUGCUGGACAGCAUCCCGACGGUCCCGCUGUCAGAGCUCAGCUGCACUGUGGAGAUGUUGAUUCUGGCUCACGACUGCUUCAGUCUGACCUGUAACAUGGAGGGCAUCGUGAGGGUCCUGCAGGCGGCCCGACACCUGAGUCACACACACCUGGCUCACGGCGAUGGCUACGGGCUCCUGGUGCGUCUCCUCACAGGCAUCGGCAGGUACAACGACAUGACCUACAUCUUUGACCUGCUGCAUCAGAACCAUCGCUUCGAGAUGCUGCUGAGGAAGAAAGUCGAGUCGAACGUGCGUCUGAAGACAGCUCUGUUGGACUACAUCAAGCGCUGUUUGCCGGGCGACAGCGAGAAACACAACAUGGUGGCUCUGUGCUUCAGCAUGUGCCGAGAGAUCGGAGAAAACCACGAGGCAGCGGCGCGAACGCAACUCAAAAUCAUCGAGUCGCAGCCGUGGGUGAUCACUGCAGACCUGAAGAGCGCUCUGAUGAAGGUCCUGACGCUCCUGAAAGACGCCGCUGAGAGCUACUCAAAGGACUCGUGUGUGCGUCAGGCCGUGAAGUGUGUGAAACUGGCCAAACUGGUGACGCUCCAGCUGCACUUCCUGAAUCACGGACAGGAGCAGCGCGUCAUCAACCUGCCUCCGUCAGACAUCCAGAGCACCAUCGUGUCUUUACCGCGCUGUUACCAGGCGUUUGUGUUGGCCGAAGCGUACGACUACAGCCCGGACUGGGCCAAGAUCCUCUAUCAGAAGGUCAUCCUGAACGGAGAAUUCAACUACCUGGAGGAGUUUAAACGCCACAGAUCGCUGAGCGCCGGCCUGUUCGAGGACAUUUCCAAGAAAAUGUGUCAUCAGAAGGCUCCGGCGAGCUCCAGUCAGAAUCUGAAGAAGCUUCUGUCUCACUGCGAGGACGUUUACACGCAUUAUAAACUGGCUUAUGAGCACAAGUUCCUGGACGUGGCCAACAUGCUGCUGCAGGACUCCAGGAGCAACAGCUAUCUGAGCGACCGGCUGGGCACCUGACCCACAGACCGGCUGGGCACCUGACGCUCCGCCCGCCUUAGACACGCUUUAUUCUGUGUGAACACAACCAAUGCAGUGUUUGUAAAAAAACUAACCAUGACUUGAAUAUGUAAGAAUAUGUACACAAAUCAAAACUAAAUUUCCAGUAAAAAUACUAUUUUUGACCAUU